AUGCCAAUGCAGCAAUGUACUAGAUAACAAUAUACGUUAACCUUGAAUAAGCUAACAUACAAUAAACACGUAUUAUGGACUUUGAUCGGAUAUGUUUAAUUUCCUAUCUCGGUGUUGCAGUCGUGUUUUAGUACGUUUACAGAACCUAAAACCUGCAGUUUUUGAACCUUACAAAAGGAAAAGAACGACAAUGGACAAAGGCGAACAACACUGGAUUUCUAGGGUAAACAAUCAAGUUAACUACGAGAGAACAUUCUACAGUCCAGAGAAGAUUGACGUUUCCGUACCAACACUGCCUUAUCAGGCCUUUGACUUGUAUUUGUCAGGUACAAGGAUAAAACCAUGGAAUCUUAUCGACUUGAUAGUAUCAGUGCGCCUGUUUACCCAGUACCCAGUGGAACACGCGGGAAACCCGUGCGAUUCUAUUGUUGACACGCACCUGCUGAUGAAAGAGAACAUUUUAUUCUUUGUUUCUCUAAAAAUUGAUAUAAACAGACACUUCCAUAACCCGGACAGUCCGAAAUUUCCACUGACUGUUACAGCAGAAGUUACGCAUGCCGGAAAUUCUUCCACAAGGCGUCGUUACACGGUGAAACACACGAGCAUGUCCUCGCCUUGUAUCACGUGCGAGACGGAUGACGUACUUGUGAAUAAAAGCAGCAGACGACCGACUGCGUUUCCCGAUUGGUGGGUGAAGAAAUAUUCCAACUUAAUUAAGCCUAAAAUGAAAUUUGAAAAACCUCUUAAGAAGUCCGAUGCUUUUACUAAUAAAAGCGAAAUGAAAGUAGAAUUUGAACACCUUGACCACAAUUUGCACACAACAACGAGAGCUUACUUAAAGUUUGCCAUAAAUGCCACAUUUAAAACUGCCGCUAGCGAAAGACAUGGUUAUAUUGGAAUAGAACAUCUACGCGCUGGAAUAAAAUGUAUACAAAUGUUCUUUCACGGCGAAUCAAACUAUGGGGACAUCUUGAUUGUUCAGACAUUUGAAAAUAAAUCCAACAAAAAUGAAGUGCUCAUUGAAAUCAGGAAGCACUCCGCUAGUCAGGAAAAAGAACUCGAAUGUUGUACUGUUGUUCUAGAAUUCUACGAGCCAACGAAACUAGACAUUCCGGGGAAACUGUGAAUCUAGAACGAUCGGUAAAAUACAUUUACAGUGCAAUAUAUAGAAACGUUAUUAUGAUUAUGUACUUCUAAAUAGUUCGUGCAAAAUUGGUAAAGUAUAAUCAGAAGUCCCAGAUAGUCACGUUCAAACUGACCAUGCUUCAUGAAAUACAAGCUUUGUAUAGAGUUGUUCCAACUGUAUUCUAGACUGCCUUUGUAACCUAUUAUGUAUAGUGUUAGAUCUACAUCAAAAUAAAUUUUGGCACUUUUUAAAAGUUGAAAAUUGUUACAUGCAUUUUUUGUCAUUCAACCUUCUAGACCAUUUGAUCCAUGUAUUGAAGUACUGCGCAGGAAUAUUUUCCAGACUCCAGUAACCAUGGUAACAACAAACGUAUCUGUACGUUAAAUUCUUGGAGACACCAUAAAACACUAGUGUGUGAUGCAAAUAGUCCUGGAUGUUAUAAAAACGUUUGAUAAACCCAUUUAAGACGAACAAGAGAAUAUUAUUGUUGUACAUACUGCUUUAUUGGUUCAAUAUCUGUAUACUUCCUCUCACCAGUAACAAUCACAUUUAAUCAUACACAACAUGAGUCAUAACAUAACUGAAACAAACAGUAAACAUGCCUUUAACCAAUACAUGAAA
Molecule: messenger RNA, 1747 nt
Organism: Mercenaria mercenaria
Lineage: Eukaryota; Metazoa; Mollusca; Bivalvia; Venerida; Veneridae
Exons: 3
Coding region: 92-1126 (344 amino acids)
Source: RefSeq, a predicted model, not a curated record